AACCUGUAAAUGACUCUUUCUUUUGCGGAAAACAAAAGAAGAUAUUUCGAGAAAUGUCUCUCGGUGGUUAUUCUUAUAAAAGUCAAUGAGGACCAGCGUUGUUUGUUUACUAACGUUCUUCAAAGUAUCUUAAUUUGUGGUCUGCAGAGUAAAGAUAGUUAUACAGGUUUUGGAAAGACAUGGGGGUGAGUAAACGAUAUAAGAAUUUUCAUUUUUGUAAACUACCCCUUUAAAGAAAACAGUUAUGCAAAUGCAAGAUGAAUUGUAAUAUCAGUACCUUUUAUUCAAGAGAAGGCAAUGGCAUGAAUUAUUUUUAUACAGCUAUGAAAGCCAAGCUUUUGUAAUAGACAUACUGUAUAACAGAAAUGGCUGGGAAAUGAUAAGCAGUUGCAAGCCGAACACACUACAAGAGAAGGAAUAUUCACUCAAUGUACAACAGCAUCUAAUAUAGCUUUGAUUAAAUGGCUUAUGGUUUAUAAUUAAGCUCUUGAAAUAAAAAUCCUAACUUUGCCUAUAGAUUUUUAACAACAUUUUGAUGACAUUUUCAUGCUUAUUUAUCACACAGCUGUAACCCAAUUCCUAAGAACGACAGCAGUAUUUGGCAAUAUUACUAAAUUACACAUUCAAUCCUUUAAGUGUGUAGGCUAUUAUUUUACAUAUGCAGUUUAUGCCGACAUUAAUUCAUAUUUGCCCUUUCUAACAUAAAUUGUAAGCUUAAAUCUUGAAUAACUAACAUAUGGUAAUAUCCACAUUAUUUGUUAAUACCCUAAAAUUGUUUAUAAAGGAUCACAAAUGUUCCACCACUGAUAUGACACAAUCAAUUUGAAACGAUGUAAAAAAACUACGACAUUUAAGAAAAAUAAAUCACUUGUAAACCAUCCAUACAUUAAAACAGCAGAGAAGUCGUUAAAUCAAUAAUAUAAAACACAGAAGUUGGCUUUAAGAUCGUACAGAAGGUUUAUGUUCAUCGUUAACAGAUCUGAAGGAGGAAUAUUUUAUUCAGGCAUCUGGGGAGCCGACUGAAUAGGAGCUGCGCAGACUGAUCGCAAGAACAUCAAAGCACCGCGAGAGCGCACUAAAACUUAGCUUUUAAAUAAGUCUCGCGGUACCUGAUGUCAUACAUUGAUCAAACUGCGCAGCGACACAUUGAGAUGCACAAACCCAUCGACAUCAACGCAUCCUGAGCUCGUGGGCUGGUCUGAAUCUGAAUCCAGACCAGCCAUCCAGGGAUUGGGAUCCAAGGCAAAGGGAUCAGAGUGAUCGACUAUGAAAAAACAUGGCCGUCAGAUGACCAAAGUUGUCUCAGACCUCUGAAGUCAUGAGGGACUGCUAAUCAAAUCAGCGAUGUCUCCAAAAGGAGUCGGCCAGAGCAAGGUGGAGGAAACCGCCGUGCAGGUGGCCGUCCGGGUGCGACCACUUUUGCCCAAAGAGAUUCUGCACAACCAUGAGAGCUGCAUCACGGCAGACCCCGAGGAGAAGAGGGUCACCUUGGGCAAUGACCGCCACUUCCACUGUGACUUCGUCUUUGAGGAGCGCUUGACCCAGGAGGAUGUGUACACCGACUGCGUUCAGCCCCUCAUUGAAUCCUUCUUUCAUGGUUUCAACGCCACUGUUUUUGCCUAUGGGCAGACAGGCUCGGGCAAAACCUACACCAUCGGAGAAGCCGACAUUUCCGCUUUGAGGGAAGAUGAACAGGGCAUCAUUCCCAGGGCCGUGGCCGAGAUCUUUAAACUGCUGGACGAGAAUGACCUCAUCGACUUCUCCGUUCGAGUUUCCUACAUCGAGGUUUACAAAGAGGUCUUCAGGGACCUGCUGGAAGUGGAGACAGCCAGUAAAGACAUACAUAUUCGAGAGGAUGAAAAGGGGAAUGUGGUGCUGUGCGGUGUGAAGGAAUGUGAAGUGGAGGGGCUUGAUGAGGUUCUCAGUCUCUUAGAGUCCGGAAAGACCGCCCGCCACACAGGGGCCACCCAGAUGAACCCCCACUCCAGCCGCUCCCACACCAUCUUCACGGUGUUGAUGGACCAGAGGCGUGGAUCUUCACGAGGAGCGAGCGGAACCUUGCAGAUCCUGUCUUCCAAGUUCCAUUUUGUGGACCUGGCUGGAUCAGAGCGCAUCCUUAAAACCGGCAACACCGGCGAGCGGCUAAAGGAGAGCAUUCAGAUCAACAGUGGGCUUCUCGCUCUCGGAAACGUCAUUGGAGCUCUCGGGGACCCUAAGAGAAAAGGCACCCAUAUCCCAUAUAGAGAUUCUAAAAUCACCAGGAUCUUAAAGGACUCUCUCGGAGGCAACGCCAAGACACUCAUGAUCGCCUGCAUAAGCCCCUCAUCCUCAGACUUCGACGAAAGCCUCAAUACCCUCAACUACGCCAAGCGGGCCCGUAACAUCCAAAACCGAGCGACCGUCAACUGCCGAGGAGAGCCGGACCGCGUCGAAGGCCUCGAGCUCCAAAUUAAAGCGCUCCGACGUGCGCUUGAAACCCGCCAGCGAUCUGAAACCCGCAUCAUCGCUCGCUCCGACCCCGGUAAAAGACUGAGGCCCUUCGAAGUGGACGUGGGGAAGCUGCAAGCAGAGAGCGCCCACUACAGGACGUGCACGGACUCGGCCUACAGACUCUUUACAGAGCUGCAGGGAGAGGGAACGCUGAACGCUAGUCAGCUGUUGAGGGUGAAGGAGUGGCUUUGCGCCGUGGAGGAGGAACGGAGCGGACUGACCUCAGCGUCGGGUCUGGACAGUGGCAUUGAGAGCAGCUCUACUGAGGACAGCUCAGCGCUGAAGAAGGGACGGGCAGCGUUUAAUAACCAGGAGCAAGUAAAAGCAGAUUGGAGCUGUGACCGAGAAAACAGCAUUACACAGCUGCAGGCUCAGAUACAGCAAGUAGAACAAGAAAACACAGACUUCUUAGCCGCGUUGGAAGAUGCCAUGGAACAAUACAAACAGCAGAGUGAUAAGCUACAGGAGCAGCAGGAUCUAAUAGCUGAGCUUCACAGUCUGUUAGCCCAGCCUGGUGGAGGGGGGCUCCUGCACUUAGGACACAGACCUCACACCGCCCCCAUCAACUCUCUACUGCAAACAUCUGACGGCACGGGCCGUCUGACUCCUCCCUACGACGCCGAUGGAGGCAGAAGCAUCAACAGACAGGCUGGAAUGGGCGCGUCAGUAGACGGCAGCUCAUUUUUAGACCAUGCGCAGUGGGAGAGCGGGUUUGAAAACACUCACUGCGAGACCUCUGGGAAAGGAGCGAGUCGUGAUGGUGAAGAUGGUCCCAUUAAAGCCUGCAGAGAGAAACUGAAAUCCACCAAUGUUACCUGGACAAAGAAAGAUGCCCCGUUACAUCAAGGAUUCUCUGCUGCGAGCAGGGCACCUCUGUCUCAAGUGCUUGGGCACAACCAAUUUCCAGCUGUGCAGUACGCUAGACGUACAUCUAACAGCAGCAUUGGCGAAAGCUCGGCGUGGGAGAGCGUGAGAGGCUUUGGAGGUGAGCUUUGCACAGAGAGAGGGCUUCUUCAAGCCCAACAGAAGAUCAGAGAACUCUCCAUAACCAUCCGCAUGAAGGAGGAGCUCAUUAAAGAGCUGAUCAAAACCGGUAAAGAUGCCCAGGCCAUGAACAAGCAGUACAGUUGUAAGAUCUCGGAGCUGGAGUCCGAAGCAGAACAGGCUCGCAUUGAGCUCACAGAGGCUCAGAAGCAGCUGCAGGACCUGGAGCUUCAGGGCGGCCGUGACGCAGCUGACCGCUCCAAAGCCCAGGAGUGCAGGAGAAAGAUCGCAGCUGCACAGAGCAAAGUUCAGGUGUUAAAGCAGAAGCAGCGAGACACCGCUCAGCUCGCCUGCCUGUCUGCGCAGAGCGAGCGGCGCGUGCAGGAACUCGAGAGGAACGUGCAGAGCAUGAGACAGCAGCAGGACCUGCUGCAGCGGCGUCUGCGAGAGGAGAGCCAGCAGAAGAGACGACUGGAAAGUGAGAUGCAGAAGGGAAAACACAGAGUCAAGGAGCUGGAGAUUAAGAACGAACAGCAGCAGAAGAUCCUGAGGAUAAAGACCGAGGAAAUCGCUGCGUUUCAGAGGCAGAGAAGGAGCGGAAGCAAUGGCUCGGUUGUUUCAUUAGAGGAGCAGCAGAAGAUAGAAGAGCAGAAACGCUGGCUCGAUGAGGAAAUGGAGAAGGUUCUGGAACAACGGCGGGGUUUAGACGGCCUGGAAGGAGAGCUGACCAAACGAGAAGAGAUCUUAGCCAAAAAGGAGGCCUUGCUGAUGGAGCGCAGCGGACUGGAAUCCAAAAAGCUUCGAUCUAGUCAGGCCCUCAGUAAAGACCUGGCGACCCUGUCGAACCGAAUCGAAUCUCUGGAGCGGGAACUGAUCGAGAGGAACGGUCUUCUGCGGAGUAGCAGCGCGCAAGACUCCCAGCAGAUCAGACAGGAGAUCUCCAACCUCAGACAGGAGAAAGAACAGCUUCUUAAACAGAGGGUGGAGUUGGACGACAAACUGAGACAGGGCAACCUGCUUUCUCCUGAGGAAGAACGCACUCUCUUCCAACUGGACGAGGCCAUCGAGGCUCUAGAUGCCGCUAUAGAGUACAAGAACGAAGCGAUCACCCAAAGACAGAGACAGCUGAGGGCAUCAGGAAGCAUGCUCACCCAAUGGGAGAUGAACCUGAUGGCCAAGCUCACCUACCUGUCAGCCUCGGAAACUCGAGCCUUGCUGUGUAAAUACUUUGAUAAGGUCGUGUCCCUCCGCGAGGAGGAGCGGAGGCUGCAGUUGGCCCUGGCCGAGCUGGAGCUCAGAGUCGAGGAGCAGCAGAAUCUGGUUGGUUGGCUGGAAGCAGCUCUGGAGAGACAGCAGAUAGAGGCGGAUCGCAGACUCACCCAGCAGCAGAAGGAACACGAGAGAAACAUCCAGCUACUGCUGCAACAGUGCCGAGAGCAAAUGGAUGAAGGUCUGGCAGGUAGACAGCGACAGUAUGAAGGCUUGAUACACAACCUCCGCAAAGAGCUGAACCUCUGCAGAGCAGCCAAUCAGGAGCUGAACAGCAAACUGAGGGAAAUGCACAGCCCCGUGAAUCAGGCUGGGGAACAGAGCAAAGGUGUUAUUGAAAGGGUCCCGGGCAGAGUCGCUGACGACACGGUCAGGUCUUCCCUCGAGGCUGAGAGAGUUCAGAGAUCGAGGGAGGAGAUGCGGGACCUCGUGAACGCGCCUCUACCGCCGACGUGGAGGCGCUCAUCUCUCCCUACUGAAGAUCAGUGUAACGUGGAGGAACUGAGACAGACAGCAGCCUGUGAACUGCCAAAUAAUCGAAUACUUCAACCCAGCGGGACUUCUGCACACUGGAACGGGACUGCCUCCCUACCUCUCUCGCGACCCCGGAGGGAAUUCAGGAGAUCGAGCCUCAACACGGGACCACUAUGUACCAAUUCAGCAAUAAUUGAUGUUCGUAAAAAUCCAGUGUAGCGAAAAACCUUUGUACAUUGAAAACUUGUUUAUGAGUCCAAUUAUCCACUGUUUUCUAUAAUAUUGCAUUGUUUAAAUAUAUGUUGUAAUGUAUGUAUGCUUUUUUAUUGAUCCUCCUUGAAGUGUACGUUUGAUCUCUCGCUGUUACAUUUCAAGUUUUUAUAAUGGAACUGUUUCAAGUUUCAGACCCUCUUAGACAUUUUUUGUGAAUAUGUAAGGCUAUUUUCUUCCAUAGAUGAAAUAAAAAGUAGCCUUG
Triplophysa rosa is the source of this 5692-nucleotide messenger RNA. RefSeq names its product kinesin family member 7 (gene kif7). Lineage: Eukaryota; Metazoa; Chordata; Actinopteri; Cypriniformes; Nemacheilidae. Gene Ontology annotation, molecular function: microtubule binding; ATP binding; microtubule motor activity. The coding region runs from base 1345 to 5436 and encodes 1363 amino acids. Gene Ontology annotation, biological process: microtubule-based movement; mitotic spindle organization. The record is from RefSeq and is a predicted model, not a curated record. The transcript is spliced from 19 exons.